Messenger RNA from Kogia breviceps (pygmy sperm whale), 2009 nucleotides. It is a transcript of the gene ZSCAN4, whose product is annotated as zinc finger and SCAN domain containing 4. The record is from RefSeq and is a predicted model, not a curated record. Gene Ontology annotation, cellular component: transcription regulator complex; PcG protein complex; chromatin. Gene Ontology annotation, molecular function: RNA polymerase II cis-regulatory region sequence-specific DNA binding; DNA-binding transcription factor activity, RNA polymerase II-specific. Lineage: Eukaryota; Metazoa; Chordata; Mammalia; Artiodactyla; Physeteridae. Gene Ontology annotation, biological process: regulation of transcription by RNA polymerase II.
UUGUGAGGGAGCCAUCUGCCUGAAUUAAAGCCCAUAUAUCCGAAAGUCUGCAGUGGGGAGAUUUCCCUAAAGUUCCAGAAAUAUAUGUGUUUGAUUGUGGCCUAUUGCCUCAGGCCCAGGGCUGUUAUAUAAUACCAUACUGGAAAGCUGGAGCUGCAGCUGAUGAAGAUUCCAACAGAUUCCAUCAACAGUCACACUUUAUCCAAUCAUGUCUUUAAAUGCAUUAUUGUCCCUGAUCCUAUAAAAGAGAGGAGCCUUGGGAAGGCACAUCAGAUGAACCCAGUUCAGAAAGUGAGUCACACAGCGAGUCCUCAGCCUUCAGCUCAAGAUUACCCAGUCUGAAGUUCAGUCUUCUGGAGGAGCUUGCAGUUCUUAAACAUCCACCAGUUGUUGAAAGAGAUCUCCCAAGAAACAAGUCAGCAGAGAUUGAAUCCCUGAAGUUGCGGCUCUCUGAGAAUUCUUGUUAAGAAUGGCUUUAGACCUCAGAAUUUCCUUUCAAGAUGAACCAUCCAGGAAGGAUGCUGGGUCAGAUAAUCUAGAGCUUAAACCCAGCCAAAGAUCUGCCAUCCAGGAGGGAGAGGGGAUCUCUGAGUUCCGGAGCACUCAGCUCAGCUUAUUUCAAAACAGCAAUAACUCAUGCGCAAGGCAGGAGCUGCAAAGACUCUAUAAAUUAUUUCACUCAUGGCUGCAGCCAGAAAAACACAGCAAGGAUGAAAUAAUUUCUCGUUUGGUCCUGGAACAGUUUAUGAUCAAUGGCCGCUACGGUGACAGGUCCACUUUACAAGAGAAAUGGAAUGCAAGCGGCAGAAACCUGGAGAAAUUCAUGGAAGAUCUGACCGAUGAUGGCAUGAAGCCACCUGGCUUAGUCCACGUCCACAUGCAGGGACAGGAAGCCCUCUUUUGUGAGAAUAUGCCCUUAAGAGAAGUCAUUGUUCACUUCACAAAACAGUUGUCGACAGGAACUCCAGCAGGAGAGAACAUGGGGACACCUUUCUGGACUCUUCAAGAUACUUCCCUGGAAACAAGACAAAAAAGUGAAGGUAAAGAAAAUGGCGGCAACAUUUCUUUGAAAACUUGUCAAGUAAAUGACCGUAUUACUAGUCCACGCAACCAAAUACCUUUCCUACUCAUUAUCCAAGAAGAGAACAGUCUGAGGCCUGAAGAAGGAGGUGUUUGUUUGGAGAAUACACUCAGCUCCGGAAGAGCAGGUCCAGGCCACUCCAGGUCCCAGGAAGGGUCCCUGAAAGGACCCUCCUAUCAAGAUGUCCUUGUGGAGGUGGAACCAGAGUUUCUCUUCAAGCCAGACCAGGUCACCUUUGAGCCUGUUUCUACCCACCAGAGCACUGAGGGGAACUCUGCUCAUGGGGAACACCAAGAAAGAUUCCAAGGAGCCCCAAAAGUGUACAAAUGUGAGACAUGUCCCAAGAUCUUCAGGUAUUCCUCUCGGUUAAAAGUUCACCAGAAAAGACACAAUAAUGAGAGGACAUAUAUUUGUGCCGAGUGUGGCAAAGGCUUCUUCCAGGCAUCAGACCUACAUGUGCAUCAGAGGAUUCAUGUAGGAGAGAAGCCUUUCAUGUGCAGCACGUGUGAAAUGGCCUUCAGCCACAAAACCAACCUUCGGGCUCACGAGAGAAUCCACACGGGAGAGAAGCCCUAUGUAUGUUCCCUUUGCCAGAGACGCUUCCGCCAGUCCUCCACCUACCACCGCCACCUUAGGUUACACCAGAAAAUUGCCCUCAAAAGUGUUCCCUCCACACUAAAAUCUUCCUUGGCUAUGGCCCCAAUGUGAUGUAUAUAAAUUAUGCAUGUGCGUAUGUUUAUUUCCAUAGUACUGCUCUAUAGAAUAUACUUUAUAAAAAUAAUUUUAAAAACGAAAAAAAGUGGCAAUUCCCUGGCGGUUCAGUGGUUAAGACGCCGUGCUUCCACUGCAGGGGGCACAAGUUCCAUCCCUGGUCGGUGAACUAAGAUCCCACAUGCCUUGCAGCACGGCCAAAAAUAAUAAUAAUUAA